AUGUCGAACAAAGGCCUUUUAGAUUACGGGAAUGGAGAAGUUAUAAAUCCAGACACAUACUUUGAAAACCAUAGCCCACCAAAAUCUCUCGGGGAAAAUGAGCGCAGAGUUCGAGAAUUCGUGUCAACCCAUAGGAAAACUGGACGAAGAAUUGUACUAAUUACCAGCGGAGGUACUACAGUACCGCUAGAGAAUCAGACAGUUCGCUUCAUCGAUAACUUUAGUGCUGGCACUCGCGGGGCCACUUCCGCUGAAUAUCCUUACGCAAUUCUAUAG
Paraglomus occultum is the source of this 276-nucleotide messenger RNA. The record is from the annotation of a GenBank genome assembly. NCBI's taxonomy places the organism in Eukaryota, Fungi, Glomeromycota, Glomeromycetes, Paraglomerales, Paraglomeraceae.